UUAUUUUUCUUAAUAAUUAUUUUUUUUUUUUUACAAAAUGGGCUGUAAUAAGCAACAUAGACUAUAUACCCUUUAUCUAAUGGUAUGUAAUCAUUUAUUCUAAUAAAUUGGAAUAAAUAUUUUCAUAAUGUACACUUCAUGAGCCCAAACAUGUUAAAAGAAAUAAUGUAGGAAAUACCAUUUGACGUCAAUAUUGGUCUUUUCCCUAAUUUUUAUGGACUAAACUUUGAAUAAUUGGUUUUAAUCAACGGAUUAUUAUCUUAAAUUAAGGAUUUGAGUAAGAAAAUCAUAUGUUGACGUAUUAUUUUAGAAGCUAUCAGCUCUAUAACAAGUACACCCCCUCCCUAAAAUCUUGAAAAAUUGUACAUUAUCAUAUCAUCAUAAGACAUGUGAAGUUUGAGCAUAUUUACAUCCUUGGAUAAGAAUUUGAACUAUUCUAAACUAUAACUAUUAUAACAUACACGUGGUUUACAAUUAAAUCUUACAUUUUAUCUGAAAAAAUAAUAUUAUAGAGAAGGCUUUGCACAAUGUAAAUGUAAAACGAAAGUAACAAACUGAAUUUUGAUGAUUUUGCUUAUAUGCAUACGUGCAAUGUGUGAUAUAUCUUAUAUCCUGAGACAAAGUUUUAUAUGAAUCUCUACAGGUCAUGAAAUCAUGUACAUGUACAUAAAUUGGAUGCAUGUUAUACAUGUUACAUGUACACGUACACCACUUACACCGGUCUAAGUAGAUGCAAUCUCAAUAAGGAACUAAUAGAUGCCGCUCCAAUAAUUUUGAAAAAGGAGAGAGGAUGAGGAAAAAAUACAAAUUCAUGACGGUCGGUGAAAUAAAACAAAUUAUUUGCAGCUGAUCUUUGAAGCUUGCGUCAAUAUCUGUAACAUUGUAGCAGCGAACACAACUACGAUAUCUGUGGUCACUGGAGCAGCGAAAUGUUAACUUUUCUUUUUUACACGAGCGUACCAUGUAUUUGUUGAUGAUAAUUUGGAACCUAUUCUAACCCGGAUCCUCACAAAAGAAAUAUCAUCAUGAUGCUCGUCGAAAUCUGAAUUGGUCUUACCUCCCCCUCCCCCCUUUCCCAUCUGUCUCCCCCACUUUCUGAUGCCCCACAAUUCCAUAUGUUGAACAUUUGGAUCAUAGUAAAACUUUUACAUACAUGAAUAGUCAAUGUACACUGAAUGUCUCACGGACAUGUACAAUGUAAUUGACACACCCCCAUCCACCAAAAUGUUGUUUGUUUUCCAACCGAUUUUUUUCUGAAGUUAUAAUCAUCUCUAUCGCCCUCCCCCCCUUUUUUUAAAUUUUCAACUUAAAAUUUGACUGAUAAGAUGAUAAGAACAACCAGGAAGGAAUUGAUAUCGGAUAUUCAUAUCUCGUAUCGCCAUGUAAAAAUCAAAUGGAUAUCGUUAAAAUAUCACAUUUCGGAAAACGGAAGCGUGGUUCCGCAUUUACAUUUGAUGGUGACUUAGGCCGAGUAUAGGUCUACUUUAAGGUUGUUUUAAAAAAACAAUUAUUGAAUCUUCAAUAUGAAGAUCCAACGGGAGGCAGUUCCAUAGAGUUGAUGAAGAAACAUCAAACCGUCUUUCACCAUACAGUUGAGUAAGAGCGCGUGGCUUCCUGGAUGUAUGCUGGAGAUAAUUAAUCCAUGUAGAACCUUGAAAGUGCACAGCAGGAUUUUAUAUUACGUUCGAUAUGUCACAGGUAACCUGUGAAGCGAUAUAAAAAUUGGUGCAAUAUGCUCGUUUCCUUGAACGUGAUACUAGCCUGGCACCUGUGUUUUGAAAAUUCUGUAAAUUCUGCAAGGAUGAUGAAUCAACACCAUAAAAAGUGCAUUUCUGUAAUCAAGGCGGGAUGUAAUCUGUUAAAUUUUACAUUUUAUCUAAACUUUUUAUUCAAAAGAAGGCUAUUUACAAUGGAAAUGCUUAACGAAUGUAACAAACUGAAUUCUGAUGAUCUUGAUUAUAUGAUGUGUGUGGGAUAUAAUUGUAUUCAAAAUGUUAUAUCCUAAGACAGAAUCUACUGAUCAUGAAAUCAUUUACAUGAAUUGGAUGCAUGUCUACCACUUAUGCCGAUCUAAGUAAGGAACCACAGGGUAAUCACGUGAUGUUUCAUGGGCGCUAGAUGCCAUCCAAAUAAUUGUAUGGAGAAAAGGGAGAGAGGGCGAGGAAGAAAUAUUACGUUUAUGAAAUCUGUAACUAAGAUAUCUGUGAUCAAGGCAUGGAGCAGCAAAAUGUGAAGUCUUUCUAAUAAACAAUUAUCGGAAAACAUUAUGAUAUGCAGACCAUUGUUUGUAUUCACCAAGAGUCCUGAUCCAUACCUCUGGGACCAAACCCACCGCUACAUAUUAUUAUGAGUGCAAUCUUCAGAACACGACGUUACAGACAUUUCCGGAAACUACGCCGUCUUGACUUUGCUUACUGUUUGUCUAUUUCCUGUAUCAUUUUGUAUGUGAUAUUUACAUACGUGGAACACAAUGUGGAAUCAAUAUGUUGGUUGUUUACACCACAGCUUGAGGGGAGAAUAGAGCCCAACCUUUCCUUCACUUCUUAUGAAGAGAUGUCAUCUAAAUUCAAAUGGCUGCACAUAGGAGGACAUUACUCGCCUUAUUGUAUACCCGCUCAAAAUGUGGCCAUACUAAUUCCGUUCCGAAACAGGGAGGCACACUUGCGAGUUUUGUUGAAUAAUCUUCAUCCGAUUCUUUAUCGCCAACAAUUAAUGUACACAGUGUAUGUCAUUGAGCAGGUCGAUGAGAAACCCUUUAACAAAGGAAAACUGUACAACAUCGGGUAUCAAGAGACACUUAAAAGAAACCAUACCUGUUUCAUUUUUCAUGAUGUUGAUCUUAUUCCGGAGAAUGACAAAAUUUUGUAUGGAUGUUCAAGAAGUCCCAUGCAUUUAUCACGGGAAAUUGACAAGUUUGGUUAUAGAUUGUGUGACUAUAACUUAAUUGGAGGUGUCUCAGCUUGGAGGAAAAGAGAGUUUGAAAUGGUCAAUGGAUGGUCAAAUGCAUUUUUCAAUUGGGGAGGAGAGGAUGACGACCUGAGCUAUAGAAUUAUGGCUAAUGGAUUGUCGAUACACCGUUACAGAGAAUCACUAGCUAGAUACACAAUGCUGAAGCAUAAACGCACUACCAUCAAUACUGCUAGAUUCCAUCUUCUAGAAGACAGUCAUAAACGAUUUCCAAUAGAUGGCCUAUCCAGUCUGGUGUAUAUUCCUCCUACAGUAGAACUUCAUCAGCUAUUCACAAAAAUAUCUGUCAGAGUUUGAUAUUUUCUACAUGUAUUAUUGUAAAUAAAUUGAAUGAGAUUGAA
Ostrea edulis (European flat oyster) is the source of this 3308-nucleotide messenger RNA. RefSeq names its product beta-1,4-N-acetylgalactosaminyltransferase bre-4-like. The transcript has 8 exons. Gene Ontology annotation, biological process: carbohydrate metabolic process. Gene Ontology annotation, molecular function: glycosyltransferase activity. NCBI's taxonomy places the organism in Eukaryota, Metazoa, Mollusca, Bivalvia, Ostreida, Ostreidae. Bases 2347 to 3264 code for a protein of 305 amino acids. The record is from RefSeq and is a predicted model, not a curated record.